AUAUUCCCAUAGUAUCUUUAUUUUGGGAAACCAUAAAAAACCGCUCAUGACACGGUGAGGGACGACCUACCAGGCGUAAAGCUAAUAAAAUCAUCUGUAGCGAUAAUCCGCUCUCAAAUUGGCCUCAAUCGGGAACUGAGAAAUUCUACUCGCAGGCUUUCUUUCUCUCUCACACACGCAUACACACACACACACACGCACACACGCGCGCUUCUACUCCACGGCCAACAUUUUUAGACUGCUAUGUCGUGACCGGAGCGAUGCAAAUGUCACACGAUUCAUUGGCUACUGUCAGUCUUCGCCACGAAAACGUCAAUGUUUUGAUGGCGUUUGGAUGAAAUUCGCUGUGUUGCCCGGCCGCUGCUGUGUGGAAGGAGGAUCGGUGGAGAGCCGAGGCUUCGUCGGGCUCGCUUCAGCACCUGGACAGCUCCUUCUCCAGGGUUCCCCGCUGCGCUCGCCGGGGAAACCCUCGGCUUAGGACCGGGUCUGAAUCUAGAGCAGGACACGCAACCCCUUAAAACCCCUACCAACCAAGAGGAUAUUGCACUUAAAAGCUCGUUAUUUGAUCAGUUUGAAUAACAAGAUACCAAUAUGAUCUUGCCUAGCGACGAUGCUUCUUGCAUUUGAGCUUCAGCCCGUCUUUGGUUUUGCACUGAAAUCCAAGCAGCGCAAGUGGGAGCAGCAGAAGCAGCAGUGGUGCUCGUCCAAUGCCAAAGUGCUAAGGAUAGCUGCAGCCUACACACACUGCGAGCCUGCUGCUGCUGCUUCACUUACUCUGAUCACCACCGAGGGAGACAUUACUAUCAGCAAGGGGGCAGCAAGAGGCUCGAUAACCAGUCAACAAUGUAAAUCUCACACAGGUUCAACAUGAAAGCAGCAACUAUCAGGUGAAAAGGUGAACUGAAGCACCAAAACAGCCAGAACUGUGUGGAAUCUUUGUGACCACCAUCUCCACAUCUCUCCUCGAUCCACCAGCGAGCAUCAUGGCAAAUGCUGAGGACGUGGAGCAGACCGGUCUAUCGGACUUGGAGAUCAUCUCCCAGCCAGUGGAGGAUGAGAACCAGUAUUUGGCUCCUCCAGUGCAGCUGGUGAGUUUUGGCUACAGAGAUCUGCCCCUCGCAGCUCUUGACCUCUCGCUGGCUGGCUCACAGCUCCUGUCCAAUGCAGAUGAAGAUGAAAACAGAGAAGGGUCCAACUGGCUGAAGCCUUGCUGCGGCCGGCGAGUGGCCCUGUGGCAGGUCUGUCUGCUCAGCGCUGGCUUCAACUGUAUCCUGGUGGCCUGCGUCAUCCUGGUGGUGCUUUUCCUGUCCUUGGAGCUGCUCAUAGACACCAAACUCCUGCAAUUUUCCAAUGCUUUCCAAUUUGCCAGCAUUAUACAUUGGAUCAGCCUUAUCAUCCUGUCACUCUUCUUUUCAGAGACUGUCUUCAGAAUUGUAGUGCUUGGGAUCUGGGACUACAUAGAGGACAAAGUUGAGGUGUUUGAUGGUGCUGUCAUCGUGCUGUCCCUGGCCCCCAUGGUGGCCUCCACGGUGGCCAAUGGGCCCAGCAGCCCCUGGGAUGCCAUCAGCCUCAUCAUCACUCUACGCAUCUGGAGGGUCAAGAGGAUCAUAGACGCGUAUGUACUACAAGUCAAAGUUGAAAUGGAAUUGGAGAUCCAACAGUGUGAGAAGACCAAGGCUGUGAGAGAGGAGCAGCUGGAGCGUCUCACUCAGAUCUGCCAGGAACAGGCUUUUGAGAUCAGGCAGCUGAGGGCCCAUCUGGCCCAGCAGGACCUGGACCUUGCUGCAGAACGUGAAGCAGCCAUGCAGAUCCAGCAUGUAUGGAGCAAACAGGGCAGGAGUUUUCAGGUUGUAGAAGGCUUGACUCCUGGGGAGUCGGACGAUGAAGGCAGCCAGAGAAACCCCAGGGAGCCUCAUGCUAUUGCAGAUCCAGUUGUACGUGAUGACAUGAACAACUACAUCAGCCAAUACUACAGCGAAGCAAGCAGUGAUGCCGGAGCUUCUGGUUUAGGUGCCCGGGUCAUCACCAUGGCAGCCAUCGAUGUUCACCUCCCCACCAAUCCAAAUCCAAUCCAGUCAAACUCGAUGCUUAGUGAGCAGGUGGGCAGUGCCGUGAGUGACGCCUCAACCAGCAUAUCAAGAUCCAGUGGCAGCCAGACGGCCCGCCUUCACAGCCUGAGUAGACACACCUCAGGUUUGUCUGUGACAGACUCCAGCAGCAGCACAGCUCAGGACCUCAGUCUGAGCUACAACACCCAUCACUACUGCCCUCCUUCCUUCUCAGCCAAGGACCCCAGCAGGGACCCAAGCAGGAACCCUUGCAGGGACCCCAGCAUGGUGGUGCAGGAGCUACUCUCCUCCCUCUCUGAGGAUUCCUGCCUUGCUCAAAAGGGCCUGGUAGUAGACCCUGUCAACCUUAAGCUUCCCAGCCCUACUGGCUCAGAAAAGGCCAGCCCUGAGUUGGACAACAGAAUAAACAUCUUCAACCGCAGGAACCAGGAGGAGAGACGAGCCCGGGGAAGGGGUUGUGUGCUGUUGCAGACUAAGCCACUGAUCCACCUGCAGGGCAGCACUACUAGGCCGUCCCUGGAGGAGAAGUACCGGCUCCUGGGACCAGCUGACACACCUCUGGGGCACAUGCCUGAUACAUAGGCUACAUUUACACAGAAACAAGUAUUUUUGUCUUUUACUGCCACCUUGUUUUAAAUUUUUUAAAUUGGAUUUUCUUUGGCUGUGUAAAUCCAGUCUUAGCCAAUCCUGAGCAAGCUUAAGCCUUAGCUUCCACUUAACACUGAUGCUCCUUAAUUUGACAUGUUUAGAGGUCAGUAGUAGAAAUGACAAUUAGAACUCUUAGGCCCUUUGCCAUACUGUCCAACCUCCCCUGUUCCUCCUAGAUGGAUUUUUAAAAUCAGAAAUUCCCUGGCAUAGCACAACAAAGACUAGAACAUCCCAGCAAAGGAAAGUCUAAUGUGUUCUUGGACACCUUCUUCAUCAGGAAUCCUCACUUUGAAAAGGUCCUAAAUGCACUGAACUUUACAUGAAUUAAAACCAGCAAGGGGCCAUUCAAGCCUCUACUGAUCAAAAACGUUAAUUCUGAAUUGUGUUGCAAACCAAGACACUGUUCUUGGAAUUUCAAACAGUUAAAAGGAGUGUUUUUUAUUGCAUUUUUCUUGUUAUUUUGUUCAUUUUAAUUUGUAUGAUCAACUUUCAACAUCAGUCAUGCUGUUUUUUGUUUAAACAGCCACAGGGUAAAUACAACUGGCUUAACUAUACAGCAACAACUGGCUAUUGACAGACAAUUUCUUUCUUUUUUUACCUUUGCCUUUUUGUCAAUUUGUUUGAUCUGAAACCAUUGACCACCAUUAGAAUUAUUUGACUAGCAUUUUUGUUUUACUUGUAAAAAAAAAAGAAAAAAAAAAAAAAAACAUAAGUAGGGUAUAUUUGUGUGGAUGAACUGAAAAGGUAAGUGACAUGAAACUAGAUUGGAGUGCUUGUAGCAUGAACCUUUAAAAGAUAUGUGCCCUAAAUGGCAAGCAAAUUCUUUGCACUUUAAUGUUUACAGACACUUUUGUGAACUUGAUAUGGAGGAAGUUAUUGCCAAAUGCAGGUGUUUGUCUUUUGAAUGAAAAAAGCAAAAAUAAAAGUUAGUAUUUCCCUAA
Messenger RNA from Etheostoma cragini (Arkansas darter), 3658 nucleotides. Its product is annotated as transmembrane protein 266-like. The record is from RefSeq and is a predicted model, not a curated record. Gene Ontology annotation, cellular component: plasma membrane. Bases 984 to 2651 code for a protein of 555 amino acids. The transcript is spliced from 11 exons. Lineage: Eukaryota; Metazoa; Chordata; Actinopteri; Perciformes; Percidae. Gene Ontology annotation, molecular function: voltage-gated channel activity.